This is a messenger RNA of Andrographis paniculata, 1178 nucleotides long. RefSeq lists its product as uncharacterized. The record is from RefSeq and is a predicted model, not a curated record. The coding region runs from base 39 to 596 and encodes 185 amino acids. NCBI's taxonomy places the organism in Eukaryota, Viridiplantae, Streptophyta, Magnoliopsida, Lamiales, Acanthaceae. The transcript has 3 exons.
AUGUCAAAUUCAGCCUAACGCGCAUACAGUAUCGGCUCAUGGCGUUGUCUCGAUUUAUGUCUCAAUCCUUAUCCAGGGCGUGUUUCCGCCCAACGAUCUCCGUAACCAGCCAUCGCCGCCACCGCUCCAGCAAAACUCAGCACGGACAGUUUAUUGAGGUCGACCUCGACGGCGCGUCUUCGGCGCAGUCCGAUUCGGCGGAGGCUGGGGCUGAGGUUAUCACGGUGCGCAUCAGGAAGCUUGAGGAUGCCAUACACAGCAUCAUCGUGCGCCGCGCCGCGCCUGAUUGGCUGCCCUUUCUCCCUGGCUACUCCUAUUGGGUCCCGCCGCGCGCUUCCGCUUUGCGAAAUCACCCUGCCGGAAGCCUGGUUGAGGCUAUUGAAAAGAUGAAUUCGUUGGGAACGACGACAAAUCGGCGGUUGCCGAACGAGUUAUCGGAGGAUGAAAAAAUGUCUCUCUCGUCUUCAAAAGGCUGGCCUUCAUCCGCUGUUUUCAUCGAAGGAGGUUUCAAUUUUAUGGAGAAUGGCAUUGUGUAUGAAGGACAGAGGGCUGUAGGUAUAGAUUUUUGCAGGUCAAACUUCUGCAGCCAUGACUAGUGGAAUUGUGCAACAUGAUCUUGCUUCUGACUCAUUUGCAUAUGCCAUUUGGAGUAGCUAGUUGCUGCCUUUAGAUUAUCCCGGAACAAUUGCAACUGCACUGCAACUUUAGACGCGGUCCUAAAGAUCCUAUUGCGCUUAACUUGCCAUUAGUUCGGGUUGGGGAAUAUAUAUAACUUCUUGGUAUGCCACUAGCUGUAUGGAGAGCACAUUAACACUUCUGUAUGCAGCUUCACUAUCUGCUGAUCUGGUUUCAUGUAUUUUGAACGUUGGAAUGAAUGUAGCCCUAAACUAAACUGCAGAGAAUCAAGGGCUUGGUGAAGAGAUUGUUUGUGGGUCGCAAAUAUGCUUGGUUACAGCGUAAACUAAAGUUAUCCGGGAAGAUUGUGUUCUCCUUUAUUAAGUUUAAUGGCACAACUAGAACUGCUAUGCAUUCUACAAAAUAGUUCAAAGAAAUUCGAGAUAUAUGCCUUGUUGUACCAGUUUUAUAUAUUGCUGAUGCAUUUUAUCUUGCACCCUAGGUACUUCACCUAUACAUCCUCUUCCAACGAUAAAAGUGGAGGAUGAUGACAAUGCAGAUGA